Molecule: messenger RNA, 846 nt
Organism: Sabethes cyaneus
Lineage: Eukaryota; Metazoa; Arthropoda; Insecta; Diptera; Culicidae
Product: brachyurin-like
Exons: 1
Coding region: 1-846 (281 amino acids)
Biological process (GO): proteolysis
Molecular function (GO): serine-type endopeptidase activity
Source: RefSeq, a predicted model, not a curated record
AUGAAAACUCUAUCCGUGCUCCUGCUGCUAGCCGCAGUGGCAUCUGUCAUUUGUUACAACUGUACAUCCACUGGCAACACCGACGUGGUAGCCAAUGGAGAGGCAACCCGAAAUGGCCAAUUCCCGCAUCACGCCCUACUGGUGUCGGACUUCGCCGAUGGAAAACGGUACUGCAGCGGUGCAAUGGUCAGUCGCCAGUUCGUCCUAACCGUAGCGCAGUGCGUCCAGGGGGCCUCAAAGGUCGAAGUGGUUCUGGGAGCUAACUGUCUGCUGGAAGGAGGUGACAACAAGUACCGCUACUCGUUCACUGCCCUCGAGUACUUCGUUAAGGAGGGCUUUAGCGACGAAACUUUCGAGAACGACGUUGCUAUGGUUAAGUUUACCGAUAAGCAGGUUCGUUUGCCGCCGUGGAUCCGACCGGUGGCACUGCCGACCGUCGAUGAGCAACAUUUGUUUGAAGAGGUCUACACUAGCGGAUAUGGUUUGCAGAGCUAUGCGACGGAAUUUGCCGCUGAUUAUCUGCAGUUUCUUAAGUUGACCGUGCUGGAUUACGAACAGUGUCAGAAAGAGUUUCAGUUUGUGACGCCGGAAACGGGACGUUUCUGUGCCCAAAGAGAGGAAGAGCAACCGAACUGCGUGAGUGAUGUCGGCAGCCCGUUGGUGUUCAAGCGGAAGGGAUACAUGGAGUACACGCUGCUCGGUUUGACCAGCUUCGGACAGAAGUUUGCCUGUAGCUACGGUAAUCCCGGAGCACUGCAGGAAGUUAGAGCACACCUCGAGUGGGUCGAAAGUUUUCUGACCAUAGAAGAGGAGGUUACAACCGCACCACCAACUCUAGAGGAAUAG